Cloeon dipterum is the source of this 1874-nucleotide messenger RNA. RefSeq lists its product as uncharacterized. Lineage: Eukaryota; Metazoa; Arthropoda; Insecta; Ephemeroptera; Baetidae. The coding region runs from base 93 to 1874 and encodes 593 amino acids. The transcript has 11 exons. The record is from RefSeq and is a predicted model, not a curated record.
CCUACUUUAUUGAGAGCAGUCACAACAAAGCUCCAUGAACAACAACACACGUGAAAAUAUUUGCUGUGCUGAGAAAGAUCAAUAAUUCCAACAUGAACAUUGUUUGGAGCUUCAUCUUUUCUCUGCCGCUCAUUAAUCUGCGCGGAGCUCUGUUUUCUGCUGUUUCGGCCACUGAUCUCGAGGAGUCAUUAGAGCACUCUCAUUUGCCAGAGGACCAUAUAUUGAACGAGACUACUAUUCUCUCGGAGUUUCACACAGGCGAACACAAUGACAAUUUAUUUGGUGUUGGAAAAGAAGAAGAUCCACAAUCGGACAGUGCCGAAUCGAUGGUUGAAGUUGAAGUAUUUAAAGAACUCCCUGAGGACCAUCCAAAGCUAGCCGAGUUUUUGCUUGGUACUGCUGGCCAUAGCGAUGGACUUGCUGAAAGCCCUGCCAAGGAAAACGUUUUUCACCACGGAAGCCACAUCCACUUCAACCCGUCCCGUUCCAACGAUCUCUUGUUAGACGAGAGAGCCCACCACUUGGCUUCGGUUUCUAAAGAACAAACGCGUCUCGAGAAGCAACUAAUGGAGGAGUCUGCGGAUUGCCUGGCAGUGCGUCGAGUGGCUGCUCAAACUAUUGCAGAUCUGCAGUCCAACGUUUCUGGGCUCGAGAUGAAACUCGAGGUAAUGAAAAUGGCACGCCACCAGGCCGUGGAACAGUAUCAAAUUAUGCUGUACGACUUUGUCGAGUGCCAGAAAAGGAUGUCCAUAUCAAACUAUGUGAAAAACGAGUCGCUGAAAAUGACAAGGAAACUGAAUGACAGCGUCACCUAUUUUAAAAAGAUAUUUGCGCAGUGCGUGAGGAAGGGCAUCGAUCUGUCUAUGAACGUUGAAAGCCUUGCAGGAAGGCUCGAACAAUCGGAGACUCAAUUGACCUCCACCUUAAAAAUGCUUAAUUACAUGAAUCAAAACAUGACAAAAUCAAAUAAAGAAAAUGAAUUUUUGAAAUCAAAACUGAAUGACAAAAUUUCCGAAGUGAACAGAGUAGAAGACGAGCUGAACGUUUUGAGGAACAAACUAGCUAACUUGCAAAGUUUACCUUCUGGUGACGUUGGUGACGAGGAAGCAAAUAGCGCAAAGCUGAAGCACGACGGAGACACGGGUGCCGUAAACACCGAGCUAAAACGCCAAAUCGACUUGAUGAUUGCGAGAAGCGAAGAACAGAAAAAAGAAUACGAAGAUAUGGGCCAAGUUUUGAGAGACGAGCUGCGCGAAUGUGAGCAACAACGGGGAACAGAAACAAAUAAAACAACAAAGGCAGACCACAACCAUCUUUGCUCUGACGCGCGAAUAGACGCCGCCUACAACCUCGACAGCCGCACCGUCAUUAUUUUCAAAGGCGGAUACUUCUGGGUUCUGGAGAAGGGAGAACAAGGAGACAUAUCCAUCAGCGCAGCGCAGCUCAUAAAUUCCACCUUUGAAAGAGGCCCUCCCAGAGUUGAUGCCGCUUUUAAGGAUGAUAUUACCGACCAGAUUUAUUUAUUUCACGGUGUUCACUAUUGGCAAUAUAUAGGCUCCAAUGAAAAAUUAGAGGAAGACUCUCCAAAAUUAAUUGCCAACGGAAGAUUUUCUGGGGUUCCAAACAAUGUCGACGCUGCUUUUGUCUGGAAGGAGAAUGGCCACCUGUACUUUACCAAGGGUGAUUUUAUUUGGAGAUCUGAAGAUGACAAAUUUAGAAGAUACGAAAUAAAAGAUGAAUUUGCUCUCAUGCGACUAACAAAUAAAAUACUUGACGCUGUUUUCGAGUUGGAUGGCAGCACCAUAUUUGUAACAGAUGAUUUAUAUUUUCGCUACGACGAUAGCAAUCAUAUGGCAAGUAGUAACGUACCUUAA